AUGAUCAUAAUAUUUGUGCACAUCAGGCCGCCGCCACCACUGGAUGGCCAGGCCGCCUCCCAGUGCCCGUCGCCACCUAGUGCCUCUCACUACCGGUGGUCAUCUCUUACGCAUGCUCAUCCGCCGGUUCACCAAAGGAGAGUGGUCUCCUCCUUCGAUCUCCAGGCGGAUGGCGAUGGGGAGCACCACCACCGCUGCCACCAGUGCACGCCGCCACCGCCAGUGCGCACCGCCGCCUCUUGCAACCAUAGCCGCCGCUUCCUACGGCCACCACGACCACCACUAGUGCACGCCGCCGUCGCCAGUGUGCAUCGCCGCCUCCUACAACCAUCGCUGCCACCAGUGCGCGCCGCAGCCUCCUGCGACAAUCACCGACGCUUCCUACAACCACCACCGCUGUCACCAGUGCAAGUCACCGCCGCCAAUGCACGUCGCCACCUCCUACGACCAUCACCAUCACCUCCAGUGGUCGUUGCCUCCAACGGCCGGUGCCGCCCGUACUAUUUGUCUACACUGGCCUUCGAGCCAAGAUGGUGUUCGGUCGACGAGCUGAAGUAG
Messenger RNA from Zingiber officinale, 558 nucleotides. RefSeq lists its product as uncharacterized. Bases 1 to 558 code for a protein of 185 amino acids. The record is from RefSeq and is a predicted model, not a curated record. The transcript has 2 exons. Lineage: Eukaryota; Viridiplantae; Streptophyta; Magnoliopsida; Zingiberales; Zingiberaceae.